This is a messenger RNA of Kluyveromyces marxianus DMKU3-1042, 2379 nucleotides long. It is a transcript of the gene ARP8, whose product is annotated as Arp8p. Gene Ontology annotation, cellular component: Ino80 complex. The coding region runs from base 1 to 2379 and encodes 792 amino acids. Gene Ontology annotation, biological process: double-strand break repair; regulation of DNA-templated transcription. The record is from RefSeq and is a predicted model, not a curated record. Lineage: Eukaryota; Fungi; Ascomycota; Saccharomycetes; Saccharomycetales; Saccharomycetaceae. The transcript has a single exon.
AUGACCAUGGACAGCGACCACAAUGAACUCGAGUCCCCGUCCAAGGAACCCUCCAAAGAACCAGUCAUUGGCUCAGACGGCAAAGUAUCCAAAGAUAUACCCUCCAAAAAGGUCCCACAGCACUUGCUAGAAAAACGUAGGCUAGGCAGAAUCAAAGCUGCUGAAGAGUUCGCCAAAAAACUAAAGAUUAUCGGUAUAGAAAGACACGAAAACGAACACAUUGCCCAGCCAAUCACCCUCAAACCAGUGUCGGUGAUCAACCAGAAAAACUACUCGUCAAACUACUUGAAGAACGAUGACCAGAUCUUUUACAUGAGAGAGCGGAAACACUUGAGACAGCAGGGCCAAAGCAAUGGACCAUCCACCACUACUACUACGACCGCCGCUGGCACCGGUACGGCCACAGAAGAAGGCACGCCCGCCCUCGAAAACGACGAAAACAUGGACGCCGAAGACGACGAACUAGACUGCAUCAUCAUCCACCCAGGUUCCUCAUACAUCAAAAUUGGGCCCAAUUACGAUAUCUUCCCGCAACAGAUCCCAAACCUCGUCGCAGUACCAACCCGCAACGGCUCAGUGCCUCCAAGACAGGAAGACGUCUCCGAAAACGAAGCGUUCCAGCAACUCAAAAACAACAUCCAAUUCGAUUUCAAAGAGAGAAUGAGAUACUACAAGAGACGUAUCAUGCCCAACUCCAACGAACAAGCAGCAACUUUCAACGCAAAAUCUGAACCCGAACUCGUACCAGACCUCAACGAUUUCGGAAGAAUCGACUGGAUCAAAGACCAAUCAAAAUCUUACUACGGACACGACGCAAUGAAAUGCUUGCCCUCAGACUUCAAACUAAGAUCUCCCUUCAUCAAUGGCUCCUUCAACUUAAACGAAAGAAACUACGCCUCAUUCCAAGAAAUCCUAUCCGAUGUAGAACAACUCAUCAUCCAGGCCUUGGCAGCAGAAAAAAUCGGAAUCCAGAAAUCACAGUUCUCAAACUACAGAGUAGUACUCAUAAUACCAGACUUGUUCGAUAAAAAAUUCGUCGAAUCGAUGAUCCAACUCUUGCUAGUGGAACUCAAUUUCCAAUCAGUCGCCCUCAUCCAGGAAUCUUUAGCCUCUUGCUACGGUGCCGGCUUGUCGAACUCAACUUGUGUUAUUGAUAUCGGUGCCAAGCAAACAAAAGUCGCUUGCGUGGACGAUGGUGUCGUGGUACGUAACUCCUCGCUAAGGCUCAACUACGGUGGUGAUGACAUCACUAGAUUGUUUGCCCAUAUGCUACUCCAAAAUAGGUUUCCUUAUCCGGAAUGGAACCUCAACGAACCAAACGGGUGGAUGCUGGCGGAAUCUUUGAAAAAACAAUGCAUUACUUUCCAGGAUGCAGAUAUUGCUGUGCAAUUGUAUUCUUUCAUAAAAAGAGACCCUUACGCUAGGAAAUAUACACAGUCGCACAAGUACGAAUUUAAACUCUUCGACGAGGUUAUGUGCGCUCCGAUGGGUAUCUUUUUCCCAGAAAUUUUCGAAGUUAUCAAACCAAAAGAACAUGAGCCAAAUGAAUAUGUUAUCAACCAGUGCCCAAGGUCAAGAGACAUAUACACUUUCAAACCCAACGAUACUAAGUCCUUAACUCAAAUGCUAUGCUUGCAAGAACCAAACAAGUGGUACUCAAAUCUUUCAAGAGACAUCGAUAUCGUACAAAAAUUGCUAAACCUUGACGCAGACGAUGUAAAUGAUGCAAACGAUAGCCAAGAUGAAGAAAACGGUAAUGAGCCACAAAUAAAGGAAAACGUCGAAGAUAUAAACCAUAGACAGUACAACAAUCUAGCAAUGCCUUUGGAAAAGGCUAUCAUCGAAUCAAUUACCAAUGCCUCUAUGUUGCUAGGAGAUAACAUGUCAAAAUUGAAUGUGUUCUACUCAAACAUUUUGAUUGUCGGUGGUUCCUCGAAAAUACCUGCUUUGGACUUCAUACUAACAGAUAGGAUUAAUAUUUGGAGACCAAAACUUUUGAGCAUAUCUGCUUUAAGCACAUUGAUGGAAAAAAUCGGUGAAGUAAUAAAAACAUACGAAACAGAAAACAAAGCAGAUUUAGAAUCCGAGGAUCCUCAGGCAGCAAUAGCUUACAAAAAGAAACUAUCCAAAUUGAUAAAAGCAGAGAUAGAAGCAUAUUGGGAUUCUUUGCAGACUCUCCAUGGAGAUGAAGAUUUACUACCAAUCAAUAUUUUACCACCACCACAUGAUAUGGAUCCCUCCAUGUUAACUUGGAAAGGUGGAUCAGUUUUCAGCAAAAUUAAGCUACUAGAAGAACUCAAUAUCACAAAGCAAGACUGGAAUAUGCUGGGCAACAGAAUACUUCAGUACAAAUGCAUCUUCGAGUACUUUGACCACUAA